Scleropages formosus (Asian bonytongue) is the source of this 1800-nucleotide messenger RNA. It is a transcript of the gene prim1, whose product is annotated as DNA primase subunit 1. Gene Ontology annotation, biological process: DNA replication, synthesis of primer. Bases 136 to 1425 code for a protein of 429 amino acids. The record is from RefSeq and is a predicted model, not a curated record. Lineage: Eukaryota; Metazoa; Chordata; Actinopteri; Osteoglossiformes; Osteoglossidae. The transcript has 13 exons.
CAGCUGAAGUUAUUUGUUUUUGUUACAGUUCGUUGUAUUGCUGUUUUGCUGGUUAUCACAGAGUUGCAUUUCGAAGUGGGUAUAGACGUGCUGUUGCGUUUUAUUUUUUCACAGAGCAGGAGGGUUUGCGCGGAGAUGGCGCCUGUGGCGGAAUACGAGGCGGCCUGUCUGCCGGAGCUGCUGCCGCUCUACUACCGCAGGCUGUUCCCCUUCUCGCAGUACCACCGCUGGCUGAGCUACGGGGGAGUGACAAAGAACUACUUCCAGAAUCGAGAGUUCUCCUUCACUUUGAAAGAUGACAUCUAUGUUAGAUACCAGUCCUUCAGCAACCAGAAUGAACUGGAAAAGGAAAUACAGAAAAUGAAUCCCUAUAAAAUUGACAUUGGUGCUGUUUACAGUCACAGGCCAAAUCAGCACAAUACGGUCAAGUCUGGAACCUUUCAGGCCCUGGAGAAGGAGCUUGUCUUUGACAUUGAUAUGACAGAUUAUGAUGACGUUAGACGCUGUUGCAGCUCAGCAGAUAUCUGUACCAAGUGCUGGAUUCUGAUGACCAUUGCGAUACGUAUCAUCGACAGAGCGCUGAGAGAGGAUUUUGGUUUCCGCCAUCUGCUCUGGGUGUAUUCGGGAAGGAGAGGGGUGCAUUGCUGGGUGUGUGAUGAGGCAGCCAGGAAGCUUUCUGUGGCUGCACGCUCUGCAGUGGCUGAAUAUCUCACCCUUGUCAAGGGUGGAGAAGAGACUGUGAAGAAAGUGCAGCUGUCAGAUCCAGUUCAUCCCUUCAUUAAGGAGUCACUGGCUGUGGUUCGAAGGUACUUUACUGAUUAUGCUCUGGUUGGACAGGACAUAAUGGGCAGCAAAGAGUCUAUGGACAAAGUGGUGGCACUUGUGCCUGAUGAAAUUCGAAAGGACCUGGUAGCUGCCCUUCAGGCUGAGAAGAACCCUACCAAACGAUGGGAAAAGCUGAAGGUCAUUGUACAACAAAAACAGGCAUCAUCCAAAAAAAGCUAUUACACAGAAGAGGAAAUAAUGCUUCAGUAUUGCUAUCCCAGAUUGGAUGUCAAUGUCAGUAAGGGUGUUAACCACUUGCUGAAGAGCCCAUUCAGUGUCCAUCCAAAAACAGAAUGUUUGUUCCACACAGGACGAAUCUCUGUGCCUAUUGACCUCAGGGAGCUAGGCCAAUUCAACCCUUUUGAUGUGCCCACUAUAAGCCUGAUUUGCAAAGAGCUAGACCGACCGAGAACAGCUGAAGAAGAAGAGGCCAGUGUGAGAGAGAGAGACCCUGAUGGAGGAGAGCAACGCAAAGUUCGGGAUUAUAAAAGGACAAGUUUAGCGAAGUAUGUGAAGCUGUUCGACCAAUUUGUGGAAGAAAUGGAGCGUUCUCGGAAAGGGGAAUUGCUGAGGAGGACUGAUCUCCAAAAGGACUUUUAGAAUAAGUGAACUGACAUGGUGGAUAUAAUGGUUUGACAAGUGCUUUUUGGUGUUCCAGAGAGUCUUUCUUCCAGGUUUUAUCAAGGUUAUUCCACACGCAAAGAUACCUGACAGUUAUUGACUGACUGUUCCAAACCUUCCUGCAUUUCAGUAGGAAGGAUGAUAAUAAUAGUGUGUGAAAAGGUUGUAAAUACUAUGGGAUGGUGUUGUUUCUGAGCAUGCAUACAUAUUACUGGAACUGCAUAUUAACUAUUAUCCAGUUGCUUGUCCACUAUAAUGGAUGGUGUAUAAAUAAAACAAUGACCAAUGUCACAAUGAUCAUUUAUAUGAUUUUUUUCCAAACUAAACCACUAUCUGGGAUAAAAUAUAUGAGCA